Molecule: messenger RNA, 483 nt
Organism: Cooperia oncophora
Lineage: Eukaryota; Metazoa; Nematoda; Chromadorea; Rhabditida; Trichostrongylidae
Source: the annotation of a GenBank genome assembly
AUUUCGUCCACGGAUAAUCAACUUCUCACAUUUCUCACAUAUGCCGGUUGCACGUUGUCAAUAGUCUGUCUCACCUUGACAUUCCUCUGUUUCGUUAUUUUUGUCAAAGGAGGAGGCGAUAGGGUUUUUAUUCAUAAAAAUCUUUGCCUUUCUCUUGGUAUAGCCGAAGUGGUGUUUCUGGCAGGAAUUUGGAGAACUGAAGAAAAGUUCGAAUGCGGUAUGAUUGCUGGCUGUCUCCUUUAUUUCUUCCUGUCAGCCUUGACAUGGAUGUUACUUGAAGGUUAUCAACUUUAUCAAAUGCUCGUUGAGGUUUUCCCUGCUUCACGACGCCGACUGACCUUCUUUCUCAUCGGUUAUGGCCUACCAGCUAUCAUCACUAUGGCGGCCGCCUAUUAUGAUCCAACUGGCUUCGGAACUCCGCAACCAUUGCUGGUUUGUUGCUGGCAAAUCGACGUUUUUCUCUUGAUUGUUGGCUUAGGCUAA